Messenger RNA from Anarrhichthys ocellatus (wolf-eel), 1110 nucleotides. It is a transcript of the gene qsox2, whose product is annotated as quiescin Q6 sulfhydryl oxidase 2. Lineage: Eukaryota; Metazoa; Chordata; Actinopteri; Perciformes; Anarhichadidae. The transcript has 9 exons. The annotation marks the transcript as partial. The record is from RefSeq and is a predicted model, not a curated record. Gene Ontology annotation, molecular function: flavin-dependent sulfhydryl oxidase activity; protein disulfide isomerase activity. Gene Ontology annotation, cellular component: Golgi membrane. Gene Ontology annotation, biological process: protein folding.
UUAUUAUUAAUGUCUGUCUGUCUCCCCUCAGACUGGCAGCAGGUGGUCCGUAUCGGGGUCCUGGACUGCGCUCAGGAAGAAAACUUUGACGUCUGUAAAGAGUUCAACAUCAAGUUCUACCCGACAUUCAAAUACUUUCAUGCUCACAGUCCAGAGACAGACAGAGGGACGUCCUACAGAGGUGCAGACAGAGAGAUCCAGUCAGUGAGACAGUUGAUGGUGAACAUCCUGCAGAACCACACCAAGGUGGACUGGCCGGACCACUGUCCUCCACUGGAACCAUACAGUUCUGUGGAGCUGCUCCCUCUGCUGGGUCAAAGGUCAGACCACUACACCGCCAUCAUCGUAGAGGAACCGGACUCCUACGUAGGACGAGAGGUGGUUCUGGACCUGGUCCAGUACUCGGGUGUGGAGGUGAAGAGAGCUCUGAGCUCUGAUCUCCCUCUGCUGGACGCUCUGAAGAUCACAACCUUCCCUUCUGUUUACCUGCUGCACCCGAACGCAACACACACACACCUGCAUGUUCAGAAGCGGUUGCGUUUCUUCUUCUCCUCCUUUUUGAGGACGUUACCAGGAGUCCAGCGCAAGUUGAAGUCCACCACCAGUACCAGUGGAGUCCUGAUGGGGGCGCUGACGGACCAACGGAGCAGCGAGCCCUGGAGAGACUUCGACAGGUCUAAGGUGUACCAGGCUGAUCUGGAGUCAGCCCUCCACUACCUGCUGAGAGUGGAGCUGGCUACCCAUAAUACCCUGGAGGGGGAGGAGCUACAGACCUUUAAGGACUUUGUUACUUUGGUCGCUAAGUUGUAUCCAGGUGCAGGUUCUGUGGUGAAGCUGAUGGAGACUCUCUCUGAUUGGCUGCUCAGUCUGCCUCUUCCACAAAUCCCCUACCAGGCUGUCCUGGACCUGGUGGACAACAAGAUGAGGAUCUCAGGUGUGUUCCUGGGGGCGGAGCUUCGCUGGGUUGGUUGCCAGGGCAGCAGGGCGGGGCUUAGAGGUUACCCAUGUUCCCUCUGGACUCUGUUCCACGUCCUCACCGUCCAGCAUGAGGCCACGCCCACUGCACUGGAGAACACAGGUACACACAUAUGUAUGUAUAUGUAUGUGUAU